Helicoverpa zea (corn earworm) is the source of this 2138-nucleotide messenger RNA. It is a transcript of the gene Nsun5, whose product is annotated as 28S rRNA (cytosine-C(5))-methyltransferase. Gene Ontology annotation, biological process: rRNA base methylation. Gene Ontology annotation, cellular component: nucleolus. NCBI's taxonomy places the organism in Eukaryota, Metazoa, Arthropoda, Insecta, Lepidoptera, Noctuidae. Gene Ontology annotation, molecular function: methyltransferase activity. The record is from RefSeq and is a predicted model, not a curated record. The transcript has 6 exons. The coding region runs from base 113 to 2077 and encodes 654 amino acids.
UUUAACCUAAAAAAUAUUCAUUUGACAAUAGUCUCGUGACAAUAUUUUUUGUUGGUUGGGCAAUGUUAUUUAGCAAUUAAAAUCUUUUUAUGAAUGUAUCGCGUUAAAUAAAAUGUUCGAACAUUCAGUCAAAGUACCAAGACAUUACAAAAUAGCUGCAAAUAUCUUUAAGAAAGUUUCUACUGAAGGCGGCAGCGUCAAAACCCUAUUGUACGACGAUAAACUUCGGCAUUUCAGGACAAAUGUGCUUUUUGCACUGAUAACAGAAACAAUCAAACAUGCGAGUGACAUUGACAAAAUAUUUGAGAAUUGUAAAAUAUUAGAGAAUGAGUCACGUUUAGACCCAUGGCUUGCCAAAAUUCUCACAGCAGAACUCCUGUUCGGCAAAAAGGCAUUACCUGGCAAGAGCAAGCCGGAGCAAACAGUCCUCUCGUACAAAGACCAGUUUGAGAAAUACACAUCUGACCAUCAAGAUGACUUGAAGACCCAAGCGGCUCCCAGACCAAGAUAUGUACGCAUCAACACAAAUCUAUUGACAACAUCAGAUGCCAUCAGAGCUUUCCAAGACGAGGGGUAUCGGUUCAUUCGGUGCACAUCUGGCUCGUACAAUGACUAUCUUGAACAAAUACAGAAUCUUACCGAGUAUGAUUUUACACAAGACUAUCAUGUGAAGACGAUGUUUGUAUUCUCUGCUGGGACGAAACUGCAUGAACAUGAGUUGUAUUUGGAGAAUAAGAUUAUUUUACAGGACAAGGCUACAGCAAUGGCAGUCCACUUGCUGGCUCCUCCUCCAGGUAGCGUGGUGCUGGACAUGUGUGCAGCUCCUGGCAUGAAGACUACACAGCUAGCUGCUUAUAUUAGAAAUACUGGUCGAGUAUUCGCAGUCGAGAGAAACGAGAAGAGAUAUCAAGUACUACAUGAUUUUGUUACUAAAACUGGCUCCACAUGCGUGGAGACACUGCAUCGAGACGCGUUAGAAAUCAAAAGGGGAGAUAUGGAUGAUGUUGAAUAUAUUCUGCUGGAUCCAAGUUGUUCAGGAUCAGGCAUGGAUUUCUGCGUUCACAGCUACAUAGAAAGUACAAGGCUCGCCAAACUGACAUCUUUACAAGAGAAAUUCCUAAAACACGCCAUGAACGCCUUCCCAAAAGCCAAACGCAUAGUCUACAGUACUUGCUCCCUAUUCCCUGAAGAGAACGAAAGAGUCAUCACCAAUGUAGUCAAGACUUCCAGAGCUAAAUGGAGGGUCCAAGAUGUCAAGGAACUCCUAAAAGGACAGUGGAACAACUUUGGAUCAGGUAUGUAUGGCAGCAUGGGAACAAGGUGUAUGUACGCCAAACCAGACUCCGAUUUCACGACAGGAUUCUUCUUGGCCGUUCUUGAUAGGGACCAAAAGGAUCUAGAAAAGAGUUUGAAUCAUGAAAAGAAAGCACAGAAAGAGUGGAUUGCGGUUAAUAAAGGGAAAUCUGAUGAUGAAGCUGAAGAAUCUAAUAAGAAGAAGAAAAGUAAGAAUCGAUCAGAUGAGAAUCAAGUUACUGAGGAUGUUGAAAUUGAUGAAGAAUUCAUAGAUGAGGAAAAACCAAAAUCAAAAAAGAAGAAACAAAAACAUGAAACAGAUGACAAUCAAAACACAGAUCCUGAUACUAAUCAUAAUUUAGACAUGGAACAAGCAGAGGCUCCAAAAAAGAAGAAAAAGAAACGUCAAAAUGACGAAACUAAUCAACCAGUUAACAAUAUUACGGAACAACUUAACGAGUUAGCUGUAGACUCUGAAGAAGUAAUCCCUAAAAAGAAAAAGAAGAAAGAUAAAAAUAAAGAUAGUCAAGAACUUGAAAUUAAUACAAAUACAGAUGACAAUAUAAGCAAUGAUAUCGUAGAAGUAACUAAAAAGAAGAAAAGAAAAAAGCAAAGAGAGAAUGAAGUGGAAAUUGAGGAAGAAGAAUCUGAAAAGAAAGUUCAGAAAAACAAAUCUAAAAAUCAUGACAAAGAAGUUUCAGAUAUUACCAGCGACAAUAUUGUAGAUGUAGAAGUAAGUGAAGCUCCUAAAAGGAAAAAGAAGAAGAAAAACAGAGAUGAUUGAUGGUACAAAUAUCUUUGUAUUUUUUUUUAUUUUGUUAACUUUGAAUAAAUGCAAUCAAGAA